Molecule: messenger RNA, 3033 nt
Organism: Aricia agestis (brown argus)
Lineage: Eukaryota; Metazoa; Arthropoda; Insecta; Lepidoptera; Lycaenidae
Product: nucleolar protein dao-5-like
Exons: 11
Coding region: 96-2945 (949 amino acids)
Biological process (GO): regulation of DNA-templated transcription
Cellular component (GO): nucleus
Molecular function (GO): zinc ion binding; RNA polymerase II cis-regulatory region sequence-specific DNA binding; DNA-binding transcription factor activity, RNA polymerase II-specific
Source: RefSeq, a predicted model, not a curated record
UAAUGGCGUCUCUACUUUAUAGCGGUAAAUGAGUAAAGAAAGUUUAUUUUAGUGUGUACAAGUUGUAAUUAUAAGCUCAAAGCGUUAAUGUUACAAUGGAUUACUACGUUAAUUCAAAAUCGGAGGAAGCAACUAUAUACGAAAUAUAUAAAUCAUGUCGCCUGUGCGGGGCUGGUGCUGGCUACAAAAUGCCAAUAAUACAAAAUGUUAUAAACUUGGAUCCAGACGAAACAGAACUUAAGCAAAAAAUACGCGAAUGCGUACAAAUUGAGGUUCACCAGGAUGAUAAAAUGCCACCAUUGAUCUGUGAACUCUGUGUGGACAAGGUGAAUGACUUUUAUGAGUUUCUGGAGAUGUGUAAACAGACAAACAAGAAAACCAGACUCCGACUUGGACUGCCACCCCAAACAUUACCCCGUGGCGCCCCUGAUGCCGGUGACUGUAUAUUGGGCUUAACAGAACCUGUCUUCAUCAAUGAAAGUUCUAAUGAAACACCUUCAUCUAGAUCUGCCAAGACCCCUAAAGCUGUUAAAACCAAGAAGGAAAUGGAACCCAAGGUUAACCCAAAAUUUCGCAAAAAAGAAGAUCCUAAAACACCAAAAUUAUCAGAAUUGAGGAAUGACGUCAAAAUAACAAGAUCAGCUGAAUCAAAGAAAGAUAACAUCAAAGUAACAAAAUCAUCAGAAUCGCAGAAAGAUGUGAAAAUAACGAGAUCGGCAGAAUCAAAGGAUGACUUACAUAUAUCUAGAGUGUUAGCUGAAUCGAGUAGUCUCAGGAGUGGUCGGAGCAGGCAGCCGAGUCCUCCACGAUCUCUUCGGGGCACAAAAAGGCCUAGUGAAGACAACACUCCUGUUAGCAAAGUACAGAAAACAAACAAACCUGAAGCAACUCCAUCACCGAAAUCCAUUAUAAAGAAAAUUAAACAAGAAGUUCCAGAUGACCUCUUGGAGCCGCGUAACAAGCGACCCCGUGACAGUACGCGCGAAACCAUCGAAACUCCUAAGAAGGAAGUUAAUAAGAAAGCCAAGGUAACUCUGAACAUUCCCAAGAUUAAGGUGGAGCCCAAACCUGCAGCCCCAUCGCCACCGCCAGUGCAUAAGUGCACCAAAUGUAAAAGCACAUUCAAAACGCCCCAAGCGCUAUCUUCACAUAUGAACACACAUAUUCAAGUCAAGGUCGAAAAAAUUGAGACCCCCAAACCCGAACCAAAACCGAAGACGCAGAAGUGUCCAAAGUGCGACAAAACUUUCCCCGCCACUGCGUUCAAGGACCACAAAUGUAAACAACCAGAAUGUAAGUUCUGUAAGAAAAAGUUCCAGACUAUGGGACCAUGCACCAAUCAUGAGAAAUUUUGCUCUGUUGGCAAUUCAGCCAAUACGACUCCGGCAAAAACUGUUUCCUCUGCAAAAACUAAUCCAGCAAAAAGUACUCCAGUGAAAAGUGCUCCAUCAAAAACUACUCCAGCAAAAAUUACUCCAGCAAAAACUACUCCAGUAAAAACUACUCCAGCAAAAACUAUUCCAGCAAAAACUACUCCAGCAAAAACUAUUCCAGCAAAAACUAUUUCAUCAGCAAAAACUUCAUUAUCUAAAAAACUGAAAAUUCCGCAAUGGCUGAAGUCGCAGUUACUUCCGAUGGAGGUCAGGCUAAUGAGGUGUGACCGGCUGUGCGACGACAACGGACACUGUCGAGACGCCGAUUUUGUUGAUCAUGACUACGGCUUAGACAAGACGCGCGAGUAUCCAUAUCUAUAUAAUUUGUCGAUGUUGACACAUAAACUGCGUAUUAAGUCCGAACUGGCGAUGUAUGACCGCAUGGUCAAAAUCCAGGACAACAUAAGAGAUGAAUUCGAUUUAGACGAGUUCUACACGCACUGGGAUUCCGCCAGUGACUCAGAUUCUGAUACAGAAAUGUUCAAACCUAAAUCAAAGAGUGCUGUCAAAAGACUUUCCACUUUAUCUCUAAAAGUACUCUUCUCGCCUAAAGGCCUAGGCAAAGUUCCGAAAAAACUAAGAAAGAUAAAGUCAGAAAAACCAUUCGACUCCAUACUCAAUUCGACGGAAUUAGACAGCGACAAAUUUGGAAUCAGCAACAUAAUCAAUAGUUUAGAUGAUUCUAUAAAUGACAACGAUAAUACUAAAGAUUUUGUGAAUGAGAAAUUUAAAACUAAACACGACGAUACCUUCUUUGGAGAAAACAAGGGCCCAGGUGUUAAAAAUAGUGACUUUGAUUUAUUAUUUGGUAGUGCUGGCAGCACCGGUAAUAAAGACAACUUAUCUUCUAAUGAAGAUGUAGAAAGAGGAAGUCCGUCGUUAGAUAUAAGCUCUGUAAAUAAUAGGCUAAGUCGAGCAGAUAGGAAUAAAGAGUUUAACGUAGAAGACAAAAACAAUAGUGUAAGCAGUACUGAAAAUACUAAUGCGAGUAUAGAAAACGAAAGUAAUAAUAAAUCUGAGAGUGAUAGUAUUGAUAUGAUGAGUUCGAACCAAACUUCAGUUGUAGUAAGUAAAAAUAAGACACAGGAUGAAGAUCAAGAUAAUGAGUUUAAAGAAAACAUGAUCGAAAAUGGUGAAGACAAAAGUCUUACACCUAAUAGUAAUGAUGAAAAACUUAAUAGUAGUACUGAAAGUACAGCACUAGAAAAUGGUGUAAGAGAAAAAAGCAACGAAUUAAUAGCUGACAAAGAUGUUGAACAUGAUAAAGCAAAUGAUGCCAAUGACACAGUGAAUUCAAACAAUGGAAGCGAAGUUGUAAAUUGUAGUGUGAAUGGCGAUAAAGACAAAAAUGUAGAUGAUUUAGGAGCCGGCAGUGACACUGAUAUGGAUGAUGGGAAGCUGAUGGAAGCGAUUGAUGCACAACUCGGUGAAAGUGAUGUCAAAAGAGCAAAAGUAACCGACAAUUUAAGUUCAAAAGAAUCUGAUGAUUUUACAAAAGAUAUAGAGUUCUAGAUUUAUGUCUUUCCACAUAAUAUAUUUUAAAUAAGUACUUUUAAAAUAAAAUUAUAUUGAUAUUGAAUAUUAAACAUCUCAAAUUUGA